AAAGGAUUCCUGUUUGCAUUAAUACGCCUUAGUGCACCCUCCGUACCAUGGAACCAGUCGGUCACGUUGCGCUCUUGGCCAACGAGGGCGGCCCGUAGUUGCCGCCGAACGAUCUAUUUCUUUCAUAUCCCUGGAGCCUCCAGUGAGGCCCAUGCGCUCACACUCUCCUACUAAUUCAUUGCCAGUUUGCUCAGAGGGAUGGCCAUUGACCGGCGAUUCUGGUUUUGCUUGAGCUCUUCUCGCUGCACAUGGCAGACAAUUGGGGUUCUAUAGAUACUCCUGGGGUUGGCUGUGCGCGAUGGGAAUCUACCGUUGACGCAAACGCUACUCAGCAGUCUGGGAAUUGAAACCAAUCCCUCCACCUCGCAAAGUGUUACCCCCUCCCUUGCUCAUGCGCCCAUUUAAGGCCACACCGAGCUUUUACGGUUGCCGCUGGGGUAAGAACUCAUCCAGGUCAUCUUGACAGAUGACAAAGGCGAUACACCCUUGGCGUGUGCUGCACGAGGGCCACCCAGGCGCUGUGGAGGCUUUGUGAGCGCAUGAAAAAGUGGACCAGGACACGGAAAUUUGCCUGGGAGAGAGCCCGCUUGCGUUGACCGCCGGACGGGGGCAUGCAUGUGGCGGUGGUUGCGAUGCUGAGCAAUUCAGACAUGUCGUGCAGCCGGGAUUCAGGUCAAAAUGGUUACAGGCGACAACAUACACACGGCCCUCGCAAUCGCCGAAGCAUGCGGUAUUAAGACAAAUGACGGCAUCGCGAUGGAGGGGACUGAAUUGCGGAAUCUAAGAGAGAAUGAGCUGGCCGUUGUCAUCCCCAAAUUACAAAUACUUGCGCGGUCCUCGCCGGAUGACAAGGAGCUUGUAGUAAAACAUCUCAAGCGCCUUGGGGAGAUCGUAGCUGUGACUGAGGACGGGACGAAUGAUGGCCCGGCACUGAAAGCUGCGGACGUAGGGUUCUCGAUGGGACUAAGUGGGACUGAGGUUUAGGCUUCAUCAGAGCCCACGUC
Molecule: messenger RNA, 1004 nt
Organism: Penicillium brasilianum
Lineage: Eukaryota; Fungi; Ascomycota; Eurotiomycetes; Eurotiales; Aspergillaceae
Source: the annotation of a GenBank genome assembly